This is a messenger RNA of Bombus pascuorum, 2928 nucleotides long. RefSeq lists its product as uncharacterized. The transcript is spliced from 6 exons. NCBI's taxonomy places the organism in Eukaryota, Metazoa, Arthropoda, Insecta, Hymenoptera, Apidae. The record is from RefSeq and is a predicted model, not a curated record. Bases 230 to 1183 code for a protein of 317 amino acids.
UUCGAUGAUUGACGGAUUUGUCAUUUUCUUCCGAACCUCGCCGUCGGCAUAUCUGUUAAGGCUAAAUAGAUUAGCAUCGUGAGAAUAAAUCUAACGAACAUUAUGUCAAAUUGAUCCUGAAACGAGAAUUUUGUAAGAAAUGUAUGGAUUUAUCGAUUGCUUCAGAGAAAAGCGUCCUCUAAUUCCUACGGAUAUAUCUGAAUUAAACGUGUCAUAACAUUUGCUUGGCAUGUACGUAGCUUGGAAAGCUACUGAAUCGCAUAUAGAAAAGAAAAAGAAUCGGCUGUACUUUUUUUGGAGAAACACAAUGGGCGGUUACACGCGAUCGCGGUACAAUCGGUCUCGUCGAAGAUGGCCGAGGAGAACCGGAAGCAACCGAACGAGCACAUCGCAACAGACGACUCAUUUUAAACUAGUGGUGCGUGGUCUACCGGAAGUUGUCAAAGCAGUGAACUGUCAGUUAGCCGUCGGCAUUCAGAGUUGUUUUAUUAUCUGUUACGAAUUCGUGUUAGCCGAUAUGUUGUCCGCAAUGUACAGUACGUUUUGUCCGAAUACACUUAAUGACAUUCUCGAGGAAUUUAAGGAGAAGAUGGAGGAAGGAGAUGAAGAUAUUGGUAUUCCGGUCCUUGAACCAUUCGAGAGUGACCGCCUGGAUAUAGAUUUAAACGAAGACGGAUUGUUCUCAGCAACAGGACGUGUGAGGAAUUUACGCAUAAGUGGUUUGUCUAACUAUAAAGUAUUGCGGGCUGAUUUCCCGAUGGAUGGUCUUAGAGCCAAAGUAAUUCUUCUGUUCCACAAAAUUAAGAUAGAGACUCAGUACAGAAUGGAAGGUACAUUUCUUGAUGACAAUUCCUUCAACGGACAUGGAACACUCACCCUCGUUAUUAAGAAACUUAAAGUGACGACGGACCUGAAACUCCAGCGAAGGGAAGGGAGGCUGUACGUUUCAAACCUGGAAUUGCAGAUCGAAAUGAGGGAAUCCAACUGCGAUAUCACCGGAUUAGAGGUCAACGAUGAAUUGUCCGAGGAUAUAAGCGAAACCAUCUCCGAAGAGGCACCCGAUUUCCUCGAGGAGUAUCAAGAAGAAAUAUCGGAAUUUGUUGGUAGGUUUGUUAGGAGAUUUAUCAACGAAAUACUAAGAAAUUAUGCGCCGGGAAACUUGUUGAGCAUGAUUGGCGGUUAACCGAUAAUUCUAAAUAAUCUUUCGUACUUCUAACAAAUAAAUUGGAGUAAACAUAAAUCUCCAUUUCCUUACUCUAUAUCGGAGCAAGUUACUGCAGUUCAGCGAUAAAAAGGAGCGUGUCGCAUACAAGCUGAGGCGAAAGUUAACCUCGGAAAAUAUUCGAGCUUUUAGCUGCGACUUCUUUCUUCGAUCAGUCAUUAUCUCGCCACGGUAGAUUAAGAAACGUUGCAACUUUCCAGCAAGAAAGCGGCGGUCUGAAAAUUUGUUGCUAACCGAUCAAUUUUCGGAUUUUCUUGUCCGCUGUUUCAUCCGUUACGUUAACUCGUUGCCUUUCCUCCACUAAUCCACCCCAGAUCUCUUAAAUCCGCGAUGCGCCUUUAAUCGACGUAAUUAGUUGAAAAUCGAUGAGAACCCGAUGUACCGAGAAAGAUAAACUCGUUUUCGGGGACGAACGGAGGGAACAGCACUACGAUCGAUUUUAGAUUACGUUGUUUCGACCGUUCGGUGACGAAUAUACAGAGUGUCAUCGAACUGAUGGAACAAGCCGAAAGGAGGUAAAUCUUCAUGAAAAAAUAAGUCGAUAAAGUAGAGCGACAUUCUUUUAUCCGAGGAUCUGGUUUCGAGAAAAUCGAGUUCGAAAAUUUGUCAAGUAUACUUGAAUUUGGCUAAUUAUCGACAAGGUGAGAGUGAACAAUCAAUGGAAUAAACAAGCGGAGUAAAAUGUUUUCAUUCAGGGCAUCGUUUUUAGUACACCUCUAACAAAAUUUUAAUUUACUUUUGUUGGAAACAAAGCAGAAGUAUUGCAAAAAUGACUUAUUCCGCACAUUCGACUUAUUUUUUCGUGUAGAAUCAGCUCCUGCUGGCGUGUAUCGCUAGUUCAGUAACGACCUGUGUUCGGCUUCGUAAAGUUCGCAUAACCUCCAAAUGCAGAGACUAGGAACUCUCUGCUCGAAAGGAAUUUAAUUAUAUCACUUAUAGAAAAAUGAACUAUUGACUUAUGCGGUCUCUUUGAUAUCAACUGCAAAGGCACGGUAUUCCGAGAGUAACUUGGGCCAACUGAACUUCAACGUGUACCGUACGACUUCCUUUGAUACCGAUUAGUUACGAACUGUUAAAGUGGAAAUUUCGAGGUCGACUAAAAUAAAAGUUUUUAAAAUGUCGUGACUCUUACAGGAGGUUGCACGAAAUUUUUCGUCUUUUUAUGGUGCACGACGAGUUGUGACAAGAGCAACAAGUGUCUGUCCAAUGAAAUUUAUUUGUUGAUUAUCGAAUCGCGAGAGAAAAGAUCCUGCGGAUUAUAAUGGUCGACAUUUUUGCCGUGUGAAACUGUUGAAGUAAUUAUUUCUAGGAAAAUUUUGUAUCUUUUUCUUUUGUAUACCCGUUACCUGGACACCGCCGUUACGAAAAAAAAAAAAAAAUAGAUUUUAGUGAAGCAAAAUAUUUUAAAAAGUAGAGGACCACAUUAUUGUGUCCUUGAAUAUGAAUGUUGUUUUCGAGUUACAAAGUUUAGAAACAAAAGAGUUAUAGGUAGAUUUUUAUUGCUGCUUCUUGUAACUUUCAAAUAGAGUUACGUACCAAGGUUAAUUGUUUGGUAGUGUCCUUUGCUAUAAAUGUAUCAACGUGUUCCCUAACGACUCCUACUGUAAUGUAACACUGCUAGAGUAAGGAUCUGGAUCAGUAUACACUAUACUUAUAUCUUAUCUGUACUUAUACUUACUUUAAUAUAUAUUUCUAUUACAAAUUUA